AUGCCACCGAAGCGGCGUAGUACCGGGACGACUCCAAGCAAAGAGACGAAAAACAGAGCCGAGAGUUCCUCUUCGGACAUUAAAACUAGCCCAGAGUUAACGGCGAAAAAGCACAGAGACAAGGAUGCUGACUUUGUUGCUCUGUGCAAGAGCCUUCAUGUGUCAGAUGUGGUUUGUGAGCGCACCUGGAAGAUGUACAAAAGUCUUCAGCAGUCCCUGGAUGAAUUGGCUGUAGAACCCAAAAAAUUAUGGGGUGCCGCUCUGUUUGCGGUUGUGACGGACGUGGACGCUGCCUCAUUCACCCUCACUCAAGUCCAAAAAGCAGUUGGUAUGAACGUAAAUCAGUUUGUAGCUCUGGUUCGGAAACUGGACAUCAAUUUGGAUACGAUAAGCACCAAGGUGAAUUCAGCACUGGCUCGCUUGGAGAACAAAUAUGAAGUCACCCUGGCUCUUUACCAGAGGUUUGACAAGACAUGUAAACGAAUCUUCGCAGUGGCUCCUGAGGCAAAGGAGAACGAGAUCAUACGGACCUGCUGGACGAUGUUUCUCUUAGCCAAAGGAAAAGCCUUACAGAUGGAAGACGACCUCGUCAUAUCAUUUCAGUUGCUGCUGUGCACGCUGGAGUUCUUCACCAAGCGAUGCUCUCCUGAUCUACUGCAGCCUCUUUACCAAUCGGCCAUCAGCAAAUUUCAAAGCCCUGUGACGCGAACUUCUCGCCGCAACCAGAAUAGCGCCAAAGCGCGAGCUGCGGAGCCGGAGGUGGACCUCCUCCUACUCGAAACCUUGUGCAAGGAGAACGAAUGCAAUGUAGAUGAGGUAAAAAAUGUGUAUCAGACCAGUUUUUCUGCUUUCCUGGUGUCUUUGGACCUUCAUAAAUUGUCCGGUCUUCCUCAGGCCAAUAGUAUGAAUCAACAGUAUGAAGAGCAUUACCUCAAGUGUAGAGACAUUGAUGCUCGGCUGUUUUUGGACAGCGACGAGACACUUCUUGCGCCUCAAGUGGAACCGGUACAAGUGGAGAGAACACCGAAGAAAAAUAUGUUGGAAGAGGAUGCCAUGCCGGUUCCACAGACUCCAAUCAGAGCUGCUAUGACCUCCAUUCAGCAGUUGAGGGGAGAUCUCACCUCUCGUGGUGACCAGCCAUCUCCCAACUUGGCGAGAUAUUUCAAGAACUGUACUGUGGACCCAGCUCAGGACAUUCUGAGGCUCUUGGAGACACUGGGACCAAAAUUCAGCCAGAGGUUUGCUGAGGCAGUUGGACCACGGUGCAUUUCCCUUGGAAGACAGAGAUUUAAUCUUGGUGUCAAACUCUACUACAAAGUCAUGGAGGCAAUGCUUAAAUCGGAAGAGAAACGACUAUCUGAGCAAAAUUUCAGUAAACUUCUUAACAACUCUAAAUUCCACACAUCACUCUUGGCUUGUGCUCUGGAAGUUGUCAUGGCAACAUACGGAGAGAGCAGUUUUAAGACUGGGGGCUACAAUCACGGACGCAAUGCUGAUGACCCGGGUGCAGCGAACCUGUGCUUUCCGUGGAUAUUGGACGUGUUGGACCUCAGCGCCUUUGAUUUCUACAAAGUCAUUGAGAGUUUUAUCAAAGCGGACGCCACUCUAAUCAAAGACAUCGUCAAGCAUCUGGAGGCCUGCGAGAACCUCAUCAUGGAACGGAUAGCGUGGAAGACGGGUUCCCCUCUCUUCGAGCUCCUGAAGCAUGAGCACGAGCUUGGUUCUGUUGAGCAAGCAGAGGCCCCUGCGAGUUUCAACCAGCCGUUACAGCAUAACCACACCGCCGCCGACCUAUACCUGUCCCCUGUGCGCCCGUGCCUUCGCACCUUACCGCCGGACUCCCCCGCCAAGCCUGGCUCGCAAGGCGCAGCCCCGCCUUCGAGCCAGUCCGCCCCGCAGACUGCAAACCAGAACCCUCGACAGAUCAAGUCUAACUCACUUAGCCUCUUCUACAAGAAAUUGUACCGCCUAGCCUACACCAGGCUGAAAAUGCUAUGCUCUUACCUGCUUUCCACCCAUCCGGAACUGGAGCUUAUCAUCUGGACGCUGUUCCAGCACACUCUGCAGCAUAACUACGAGCUAAUGAGAGAUCGCCACCUAGACCAGUUGAUGAUGUCAGCCAUGUACGCCAUAUGCAAAGUUAAAAGCGUCGAUCUACGAUUCAAGACCAUUGUGUCCUCGUACAAGGACAUGCCCAACACCUGCCAGGAGACUUUCAAGCACGUGCUAAUCAGCGAAGGCCACUACGACUCCAUCAUCGUCUUUUAUAACCAGGUUUUCAUGCAAAAGCUGAAAACCAACAUCCUUCAAUAUGCCUCAACAAGGCCGCCCACCCUCUCUCCGAUCCCUCAAAUCCCUCGCAGCCCUUAUAAAUUCCCCAGCUCACCUCUGCGUGUGCCCGGAAGCAACAACGUGUACAUCUCGCCUAUGAAAAGCUCACGUUCGUCUUGCAUCAUGACUCCCCGUAGCAGGAUGCUGGUUUCCAUUGGUGAAUCUUUUGGGACGCCCAAUCGCUUCCAACAAAUCAACCAGAUGGUUAACAGCGGCGACCGCUCCUUAAAGAGAAGCUCGGAUCAUAUAGGCAUUCCCAAACAUUUGAAGAGGUUACGAUUCGACGUCGACGGGCAAGACGAAUCCGACGGAAGCAAAUCUGAUGGAGAUUCAAGACUCAUACAGAGGCUCAACGAUUUGACUUCUGCUCGCAGUCGCAUGCAGGAGCAGAAGAUGAAGGAGGAUGUGGAAUCCCGAAAGGAGCAGCACUAA
Molecule: messenger RNA, 2763 nt
Organism: Nerophis lumbriciformis (worm pipefish)
Lineage: Eukaryota; Metazoa; Chordata; Actinopteri; Syngnathiformes; Syngnathidae
Source: RefSeq, a predicted model, not a curated record